Sclerotinia trifoliorum is the source of this 1346-nucleotide messenger RNA. The record is from the annotation of a GenBank genome assembly. NCBI's taxonomy places the organism in Eukaryota, Fungi, Ascomycota, Leotiomycetes, Helotiales, Sclerotiniaceae.
AAUGACUCCAUAUAUUACAAUUCAAUUGUGGGGGAUCAAGCUCUGUGUCAUAGAUCUUUUCAAAACUGUUUCACACUCUCUUCUCCUUAACAAAUCUUUUUCAUCCCCGGGCGUUAGUUUCGAGUAGUCAAAUAAGCGUAGUGACUCGCACGAUGGUUAACUAACUAACAAAGUUGUCGAUAGUAUCAAAGAAGCCCAAGAAGGUCUAAAGCAUGUACAGGAAUUCCAUAGGAGCAGGAACAAAGGCAAGCCAAAAAAAGACCCAGCUCUAAAUCCACCAAAAGAUGAAUACGGCACACCUCAAGAGAGCACUGUACUUAAAGAGAAACCAGACGCCAAAGUCGUUUGACGAGUAGCGGGUAUGUUUCAUAAAUGGCACGAAGCCAAAAAUUGUGUUUCCUAUUUCUGCAACCUCAGUGCUUUUACUCACACCGCUCUUCUUUUGAUUCCUGGACUUGUUUUGCGUGUUAUCAUCAAGGAGCACUUCAACUUCCUACGCUCACCACGGCUUCGGCUACUCCUGGCAAGACUAGUAGAAGUCUGAGUGCAAGAAAUGGAGGUGGUGGUGAUUUUACAUAUAAGAUAUAUCUAUGGUAUUAUUGUGUUCCUUGUGUUGCGGCCGAAGCUGGCAAAUAUGUGAAUGUAACAGAUAGUUGCCAUCAAACAAGGCAAGGUAUGACCUUUCCGAUGUUCAAUUAUUUGGCAUGCAAUCUUAUAACUAAGAUCGGCUUCUUACAUAGCUUUAACCGAACACAUACUCCCUUCCCUCAACCAACAACAAAAUGCAUUAAGCGACAACGUGCUCGGGAACGCCGGGCCCUAGAAGCCCAGACUAAGACUUCCGAAGCCGCUGCAAAAGAACUCCUGGAUGGAAAUACAGAAUUUUGUAGUAUUCUUGCUGAAUGUGCCGAGUUCGGCUCUGGUGGCAAUAGUGAUGAGGAUUUGGAUUUGUCUCAUCAUGGGUAUUAUGGUUAUUCCAUUCCAGCUCCUGAACAACAGCGAAUUCAUGGCAAGAAACUUGCGAGUCGGUUCAAAAAGGUAAAGAGAGGACAGAGAGAAGAUGAAGAAAGAAAACGAAUUAGGGGAGGAGAGGUCUGAUAUAGUUUAUUUGUGAUAUUGUGAUUCAAAAAAAAAUCUUGUUAGUUGGACUUUCGAACUCUUAAACCCAAUGUGAGCUUUUGGAGUCAGAUACUUGCCGAAUACAAGUCAUUAAUAGCUUUUGUUUUCUUGUUUGACUCUAGUUGAACUCCUGUCUAGUAUGACUCGGAGGAGUCAGAUACAAUUUAGAGACAAGUAAUACCAUUUCAUAAAUUAUAGUUGGGAUCCUUAGCUUCGAAAAACCUUGA